AAGAAACAGCAGAACUCUGCAGAGUUAAACUGGAAAAGAUUUGUCUAAUGAACAGCUGUAAUUACAAGCCGCAGCUUGUAAUUGUUUCUUUUUAAUACGUGUUUUGACAAAGUCAAGAUAACCUCAUGUCAGGCGUGUCGAACGCACAUUUAGUUCUGACAGGAAGCCGUCUUUCGUGGAGUUUUAUCCCAUCAGGUCGGCAGCUCCCCAGGACUCCUCCUUUGCCGAAUGUAACUAAGCACCUGACUUUUUGUGAUGAAGAUUUGAAUGAGGAUACGGAGCCACAGCUGAAAAUGGAGGCCGAUACUAGAGAUCAGGAUGGCAAUAACCAAAACGCGACGUUUGCUUUCAACAAAACUGGCACAAAAAAAGAAAACCUUUCAGAACCAUGUGAUCCCAACUCCAUGCUGAAAGGGAUGAAGGGGUAUCUGCUGACACCAAGUGACUUGGAGUUUAUUGAAAAGAUGGAAAAAGAUAAACUUGUUAAAAAACUGCAGCAAGACCUGGAAAAGGUGCAGCGGUUGUUGCAAAAUGAAAUGAUGUCCUUGGAGCUGGUGUGUGCUUCCAGGGUACAGGCGCAGGCUGUACUCGAAAAUUUGCCGUCCUGUGAGGACCUCACUGAGUGGGUAAAGGUGGCCCUCAACAUGACAUCACCAUCAACUGACUUAACAAACCUGGACUCCAAGUCUCUCCUGGCCAUGGUGACGAAAGAAAACCUUCAAGGAGUCGCAGAUAAGAAGGGUCUAGAGCUCACUCGGAUGAAAAAGAUGCUGGCCAACAAAAAGAAGAAAGAGGCUCAAGAGAGAGGGCAGCUUGAAAAACAAAUUGCCAGUGAACGGCUGAAGAUCCAGGGCUUAAUGAGCCAGUUAUCAGACCUGAAAUCUGAACUCUCACAACAAAAGGAAGCCUAUAAAGAUCUUGAACUACAGAUUAAAACCAAAGACUCACCAGAAAUCAAAGCGGAAGAAGCGGACACCUCGGAGGAACUACAAGCCGCUAAACGCAGAGGAAAGGGAACAACGCAGGCGGUUAAAUCCACUGAAAACUUGCAAGGCACAAAAAAACAAAGUAGAUCAACAAGGAGCAAACCCACAGACGGUAAAAUGGACAGUCGGACGAGUGUGGAAGAUGAUCGCGCAGAUAAGAACACAAGCGAAACUCUGAAGACGAAACGGACGCCCGGAGCUGCAGCAGAGGAGCCGACGAAGUCUGUUAAAGAAGCCAGAGGGCCACAGAAGAACGGUGAGAAACGGGAGUCAAAUUCACAGGAGUCUGUUGGAGGUAGGAGAAAGCCGGCUCGACCCGCACGGACCACUGCUUCACGAGUGAAAAAUCAAAGUCACGUGAAAACUGGGGAGUCCCAUUCCACGUCCCAGCAGGCGGCUCCCUCGCAGGGAAGAAAGCAGGCUGCUGUAGCUGCAGGCGAUGCUGCAGAGGAGGCCCGAAACACCGUUCUGAGGAGAUCCAAGAGGAUAGCCAGCAGAAGGUGACACCACACUGGAACUGUCUUGCCAUAAAAGCAACGCUGGUGAUCCUCUGGCUUCUUUAGUGCCACCGUGAGGUUGACUCAGUGACAUUUCUGAUGCCCCAGAAUGUUGGGAUGGUGAAUGACUUAAGUCUUGUUGCUAAAUUAAUUCCUACAAUGUGAUUUUUUUUUUUUUUUUUUUUUUUUUUUUUUUUUUUUUAAGUUUGUUUAUAUAAUGCUUUACCAUAAAACCUGAUUGUAGGAAAGUCUGUCUCAGUCUGUGAAGGGAGGUCAAAGGUCAUGUGCACCAUCAUUGGUGCUGACCGAGGUUUAAUUUUUAGUUUAAGGACCACUCUAGAAGACUGAAUGCUUGUCAGCAAAGAGGCCUCAAGCCCCAAAACCCUCAUGACGAAUUGAAAUUGAAUGCGAUUUUCUUUUUUUUUUCUUCUUCUUUUUUUUUUGUUAUUAAAUGAAAUUCCUUCACACCUAUUUUUUAAAACAUUGACCCAGCUGACGCACACGUCAUAAAAUGUCUCUCUAUUCAUUCUUCUGAUUUCUAUUGUGAUUGUUAAUAAAAAUCAUAGAUUGGUA
Molecule: messenger RNA, 2056 nt
Organism: Perca flavescens (yellow perch)
Lineage: Eukaryota; Metazoa; Chordata; Actinopteri; Perciformes; Percidae
Exons: 8
Coding region: 126-1490 (454 amino acids)
Source: RefSeq, a predicted model, not a curated record